Messenger RNA from Galdieria sulphuraria, 3737 nucleotides. Its product is annotated as DNA repair protein SMC6. Gene Ontology annotation, molecular function: single-stranded DNA binding; damaged DNA binding. The transcript is spliced from 2 exons. The coding region runs from base 26 to 3505 and encodes 1159 amino acids. Gene Ontology annotation, cellular component: Smc5-Smc6 complex; nucleus; site of double-strand break. The record is from RefSeq and is a predicted model, not a curated record. Gene Ontology annotation, biological process: double-strand break repair via homologous recombination. NCBI's taxonomy places the organism in Eukaryota, Rhodophyta, Bangiophyceae, Galdieriales, Galdieriaceae.
GUUGGGUUGCGCGCCUUUUCUUGCAAUGCAUUCUGAAGCAACUCGAAAAAGACCAAAUGGUAUCGAUAUCGACUCUGUUAUCAAUCUACCAACUAUAGAAAACUCUAGAAAGCGUAAGAAAAGUCCGGAAAAUGGAAGGUUGACUCUCCAUAGUCACCAAGUCGAUAUUAACAACUUGACCCAAAAUGGGUCUGUUACAAGUGAGAUAGAUAGUCACACAGUGCCACGAGAUCCCUCUGAAGAUAAAACAAACGACAGAUGGGAUGAUAAGGAAACGUUUGAAGACUUGAAUAAAGAGUUCAUGGAGAGAAACCAAGAUCGUGCAAGUGCAGGAAUCAUUGAAAAGGUAUUCUUGAUGAACUUUAUGUGCCAUCGAAGCUUCGAAGUCAUAUUGGGUCCCAACGUGAAUAUACUACAAGGACCUAACGGUAGUGGUAAGAGUGCCGUAAUAGCAGCAAUUCAGGUUGCUUUAGGAAGCAAGGCUCUAUCUACAGAGCGUGGUCACUCAUUAUCCGAGUUGGUUCUCCAAGGUGCAGAUUAUGCACUGAUAAGACUUCGUAUCAAGAAUAAGUCACCAGCUCAACAACAAGAGUUGUACGAUAAUCGAUAUCGACCCGACCUCUUCAAAGAUGCUAUUGUUAUUCAACGGAAAAUCUUCAGAAAUGGAGGUAGCGAAUGGAGCCUUUUUGAUGCAGAAAACAGAAAAAUGGAAGGUCUUAAUCCUCGACAGGAAGUGGAGAAAUUACUGCGUCAUUUUAAUAUUUAUGUCGAGAAUCCAGCCACUAUUGUUCCACAACAAAGGUGGAAAGAACUUUUACAAUUGAAGAAGGGUGAUGACCUCUAUGGAUUCUUUUUGGAAGCAACAGGACUCCGAAAUUAUGAACGCAACUUGAUGGAAUCUGAAAGUAAGAGAAAGCAAUCGGAAGUUGCAAUACAGCAAAAGCUAGAAAUGGUCCCUUCGUUAGAGAAAAAGGUGAAAUUUCUAGAACAAGAAAGGGGUGCCAUACAGAAUUUGGACCAAUUUAAGCAAGAUUUGAAUGAUUUGGAAAAGGAAUAUGCUUGGAGACUUGUAUUACAGGCGGAGAAACAAGUGGAUGAUAAAAGACGAGAACAAUAUGAGAAAGAAAAUCUUUUAGAUACAAAGAAAGAAGCUGUCAAGCAGUUGGAUAAUCAAAUUGACUCGUUAAAAGCCCAAGUGCAGGAGAAAGAAGGCUUUAUUAAUGAAGUGGCCGAAAGAAUGGAAGCGAUUCGUGAGCGACGCAAAGAAGUUGAUAGUGCCCAACGUCAAAAGCAAGUUACAAAAGAUAGUCGUGGAGCUGAAUUGACGGUUUGCAAAGCAGCAUUACAGAAAAUUAAGGAUUCCAUCAAUGAAUUAAAGGAAAGACACCGUCAACUAAGUGAAAACGACUCGUCAGAAUUGCAACAGACUAUUUCUAUCGAGAAUGAAGUCAACUCUUUAGUCCGUGAAAGAGAUUCGUUGGAUGAAGAUUACAAAAACAGUUGUCAUAUUAUCGAACGAAAGACAGAAGCACUUGAAAAAUUGGAAAAUGAACUGGAAAGAAUGAAUCUUUCUAUCCAGACUCUUAAACAAGAAGCUACAGAAGCUGAACAUGCAGUUGCAAAGUGGCAAAGAGCGUCCAGAGGAAAUGUUUGUGAACGUUUUGGAGUUGAUGAAGCAUUCAAGCGGAAUAUCGAUCGUUGUGUUGCUGCUGGAAUGUUUCAUCGACCUCCAAUAGGUCCUAUAGGGUCCUAUAUAAAGGUGAAAAAUGUAAAAUGGGCUCGAGCUAUUCAAGAGUGCAUUGGUAGGAAUAUUCUUGGAAAGUUUAUUGUGUCCGAUCAUCACGACCGCAAAUUAUUAGCAAGUCUUGGUGGAAAUGUCUCUGUGGUGGUUGUGACUUUCAAUAAUAGCCGUUAUACUUUGCGAAAUUCAGAUUUACACAAUUAUCGCACAAUGAUUGAUGAACUUCUUGUGACUGAUGCACUUGUAUAUAAUACUUUGCUUGAUUUAUGUGAAUUGGAUAUGAAUUUGUUGUUUGAUUCGUUACAUGAAUGCAUCGUUGUUGCUCAACAAAAACUGCCCAAUGUCAAAUGUUGUUGGUCUGUUGAAGGCAAAAGAGUUUUCAUGCGCAAUGGAGGCCUAUUCCAUAGAGGUUAUCUCUCCAAUGAUCCCAUUCUUCUUACUGAAGACUUUGGACGAGCUGAGAAGGAUGCAGCUGCAAGAUAUAAGAACUUGAAGGAAAAAAUUCAGUUAAACAUCAAACAAGCAAAGGAGGCUCAAAAGACACAACUGAAUCUAAGGCAGGAUAUAGAUCGUGCUAUCGAACGACGAAGAUGCACUUUAGAACAGAAGAGAAAUGUUGAAAGGAAAAUAGCUGAGAAGCAACAGGAACGUGAGGAUCUUGAAACUAUGAGAGAUAAUGACACAAUAACGGAGCGACUUGCAACGUUGAUGGCAGAAAAAGAAGAGAAGGAACAACAAAUUGUUCUUAUUGAAGGCACCAUAGAUGAGUUAAAUAAUGAACUCUCAACUCUUACGGAACAAAUGAACGAGCUGAGGAAUGAGGUUCACCGAUUGACUCAAAACUAUGACGAUAUUUACAAGUUUAUGCAGGACAAGAAGGAAGAAUGCGAAGGCCUGUAUAGAAAGAAAGCCGAAUUGCAAAGAGAGGUUGAACAGAACUAUUCCUACAUCGAAAUGAUCGCUUCUGAAGUUGUAACUUUGGAAAAUGAAUUGCAAACAAAGCGUAACGAAACACAAGAAAAAUACGGUCCUCCUUUAACAGAAUGGAAAUAUUCAUCUUUAGAGGCUGUGGAAAAUGCCAUUACAUAUUUGACAGAACAAAUCAAAGUGAUGAAUGAAAGGUCUCCUGGUAGGACUCUUGUACAGAUAGUUCAGGAAUUGAACGAAUGCAAGACGAAAUUAGAAAAAACGAAUAGACAACUCUCUCAUUUGCACACUGUAGUUAAGCGUAUAUCUGAUAAUAUAGCAAAUUGGAGAAAAUCCUAUAGUAAAAUGCAUAAGAGAGUGGAAAGAACUAUCCAGUUAUAUUUUGCUCUUUUUAUGAGUCAUCGAGGUCAUAAAGGAGAGUUGCAUAUUGACCGAAAGAGGAGAACUGUUUCUAUCAAAGUUUCUGUAGCUUCUCAGCGCAAAAGCAAUGGCACAUAUAUCUUAACGGAAGACCUGAAAUCUUUAUCUGGAGGAGAAAGAUCUUAUACUACACUAUCGUUUAUGCUAGCUUUAGGUGAAGCAUUGCAAGUGCCAUUUCGAAUAUUUGAUGAGUUUGAUGUAUUCAUGGAUGAAGGAAACCGUCACACUGCUUAUCAAAUUAUAUUUGACGAAGCCAAGUCGCAAAGGAAUAGACAAUUUAUCUUUCUGACUCCAUUGCAUCUCCCCUCAGUUAUUUGUAACAGUAAUGACUUGAGAUUUAUCACAUUACAGCCUCCUAGUAGAAACAGAUGGAUGAAUAUGGAACAACAGAUUCUGGAUGAAAAUGAAUAUUCUUAAACUACUUGAUCCUCCACUCCGUUGAAGACGUUCAUAGUCAUUUACAAAAAGAAUGGCAAUGUAUAUAUACACGUGAGACAACUCAUAUUACUGGCUUAAAAUUGUAGGUUUUUCUAUCCGUUGGGAAAACUAUAGAGAAAGCAGAAAGUAUUGAAUUCAUUUGAACGAUGAAAAAUAGAAGAAGCAGGAUGGGAAAAGCAAAUUUUAAGAUAAUAAAAAGUUACAUCGACAG